This is a messenger RNA of Effrenium voratum, 2898 nucleotides long. The record is from the annotation of a GenBank genome assembly. NCBI's taxonomy places the organism in Eukaryota, Dinophyceae, Suessiales, Symbiodiniaceae.
AUGGAGCUGCCAAGCCCCGUGCUGUUGCAAGGGCACCACAGAAGCGGCGGCUUUGCGAAGCGUAUGAUCUCGGCCGCCAAUGCGCUGAGCGGCGCCUUCCCGCUGGAUUGGACAGGCUCCGAGUUCGCGAGCUGCAUCUACGUGGUGAUGCUGCUGCUGGCAAUGAGCCUGAUGACGGAGAUCAUCCACCUGGCCAAGGAGGAUGAACUGCACGACGUGCGGAUGCCCAACGUCACCCACGACCUGGAGCCCGCCAAGGUGCUGGACGGCAAGACCAUCCCGACAGCUUUGGCCAUGCCUUCAGCCGAAGACGUGGCCGACUACUGGGAGGUCUCAUUCAGCCAACAAGGUGUGAGACCAUGCCGCAUUCAUGUGCGGCUGCGGACGGAGUUCUUCCUCCCGAGCGAGGGGGGGCCAAUCCCGCCAGGCAUCGCGGUGCAUGAGCUGGAAGAUGAGAGGACCACUCAUGUUGUUCCCCGUCACGAAGCUCGACACAUCGUGGUGGACAACUGGUGGCUGGAUGAGCGCAGGGUCAUGCCCUACACCUGGACGGGCAUGACAUGCUUCUGGGUUCGCCGGAGGCCCAACCGAGAGAUUGCGGAGGAGGACCAACAGGUCGAGGUGGACGACGAGGGCAACGUCGAGAAUUCGGAGUCUGAGGAGCGCACCGCGGAUCAGCUGGUGCCAUCGAGCGGUUCUGCAGGACACGGCGGCUUCAUGGAGAACCAGAUGGGUGGCAGCAGAAGCUACGAUGGUUCUGGCCGCUGCACUAUGGUGUCCUCGUGCUCAGUAUGGAGCUUUGCUCCCGUGGGGGAUGCCGGUCCCCCGUUUGUGGGUACGGCUACGCUCAAGGUGCCACCAGCCUGGAGCGUGGAACGCAAUCACCACUACUCCUUCAGGAGCUGGGUGAGCGACCUCGUUCUCUGGAGCAGCGCCACGGAGAUCGACCCCAGGAGGCAGGGCCCGGUGGCAGCACUGCAAGUGCAGGGCUCGGCCAAGGAGCUCGUGAGGGAGAUCACGCCACAACUGCUCCGAGACGGAGACGUAGAUCAACUCACUGGUCAACACCUCACGGGCCUCAUGCUGCUGGUCACGGUACUUGCUCGGAGGUACGCGCCCCUGGAUGCCGAGAACAGUACUAAGGCCAUCAGCGAGUUUCUGGGCUUCAGGCGGAUGCCUGGAGAGACAGUGGACGGUGUCUUGGUCCGCUACGAGGUCUUGCGCAUCAGAGCAACACAGCAGGGUGGCUUCAACAUGGGGCACAGUGGACUGUCAUGGCUGUUGCUCCAAGCGCUGCAGAUCAGCCCAGACGGAGAUCAGGCCAUGUGCCAGAAGGGCGAUAUCAAUAUUAGCAGGGAGCAGCUGGAGCCAAUGGUGACCCCGGCAACUACCUGGCAUACCCCACGUUUGAUGGACCUCCUGACGCAGGCGGAGCCAAUGAUCCUUGGCUACCCGGAGGAGGCGGUGAUCCGUGGGGCGGCUACAGGUGAUCAGAAUGGCUGUCCGAUGUGCGGCAGCUAUGCGGCUUGGAAUGAUGAUGAUGGUAACAGCACCAACACCAGCACGGACGACGAGGCGCCCCUGGAUGACCCGGAGGCCAACAUGACUGUCGAGGACGCUUACCAGGCCUAUGUCUUCGCUCGAAAGAGGAAGAAGGAUGGCAUGAUCAUGAAGUGCCACAGAUGCGGGUCCGACGAGCACCUCAUCAAGAAGUGUCCGAUGCUUGAUGGAGGUGGACAAGGACACAUGCAUGCCGCUGAGAAGCGGCCAGCCUUGGCUCUCACCACGAUGGAUCCCAGGCCAGAUCCACGACUUGUGUCCCAGGCCGGCAGCGAGGUGAGCUAUGCUGCUAGCCGUAAGCGACCAGAGCAGAGCUCAGUGGUCAGCACACCUCGACGAGUACGACAGGCACGGGAUGGAACUCCCCCGGCACCGACAUGGUCUCCGGGGGCAACCUCAGCGUCAUGGGAGCGCCCAUCAACACCGGCGGAAGAAGCGGAACACUUCGACCUCGCGAAGGACGACAGCACUACCAGCCUUCAGGACCCAGAGAUCUACCCGUUGGUGGAAGGCGCCCGAGAUCCUCUUCAUCCUCCACCUGGACGAGCCCCAGAUCUGAGCGCGGUGCAGGUGCGAGAUGAGGACCUCAGGCAGCAGAACACUGCUGGCUUGACGAAGCUGCUGCUUGGACUGGAUCGACGCGGCGGUGGAAGUGCUAGCGGUGAUGAUGGACGGAGCUCAGUGUUUCCGUGGUGGGAGAGUGGCCAAAGCAAACAGGCCACGCAUCAGACUUACCACUUGCGCACCAGAAUUCGCAACGGUGAGGUUGGUCUGCUCAUUGAUCCGGGAGCUCAUGACAACCUCGUUGGCGAAGGUACGAUGUUGCAGAUGGCCUCCCAGGUCAACAGCCAGAUCCACAACCAGAAGCUGAACCGUGCACUCGAUGUGGAAGGAGUUGGACAGAACAGCCAAAGGUCUGUCAUGUCUGCCAAGAUCGAGAUGGCAUUGGAGGCAACGAGUGGGGGCUUGAUGGGCAGCUCCUACACGGCGCCGGUGAUCGGCGGAAGCAAUCUGCCGCCUUUGCUGGGCAACAAGGCGCUGCGCAAGCAUCGAGCCAUUUUGGACUGUGCCUCGGGCACCCUCAUACUUCCCGGAGAAGGUGGAGUUCAGAUGGAGGGUUCGCCCGGCACCAAGGUGUUCGCCCUCGAGUUGGCGGACAGUGGUCACUUCAUUCUCCCGAUCAAGCCGCGCGAGCCUCCUGGCCUGGAGCGCGGUGGACUCAAGAGCAGCAAGGAGUUGGACUUCGCGAUGGGCUGCAGGCGCGUCGUAAGACCAACUGACCGGAGAAUGGAGCGCUUCAGAAGAGCGCUCUCACUGAAACCUUGGGUCACCAGAUGA